Messenger RNA from Symbiodinium sp. CCMP2592, 2874 nucleotides. The record is from the annotation of a GenBank genome assembly. NCBI's taxonomy places the organism in Eukaryota, Dinophyceae, Suessiales, Symbiodiniaceae.
AUGAAAACGCGAGUGCGACCAAGUGCCCUGGAUGCCCAACUUCGGCAGGCUUGCCUUGAAGAGGUUGAACUCGGCCAUGCUCUCGGCCCUUUUCGUGAGGAUGAACUCAAUGCCAUGUUUGGCAUGGGCCAAUGGCGCCCCCUGGAACGCUUCGUCUUGGAACAAGGGGAUGCGAAACUACGGUGUAUUGACAGUGGCAAGAAGCCGGGACAUAACAGCGCCACCCGUGAGCGUGAAACCAUUUUCACUUCUUCAGUUGACACCUUUUUGCCCCUGCUACGCAGUACAUGCAAGGCGGCACUAGAAGGGAACCUUCUCGAGGUGCUUCCGGGUCUUUUGGCCUUCGUCCUUGGCACUGAAGACAUGAAGUAUGCUGACAGGCAGUGCCCGGUGUCUCCCCGGCACUUGUGCGUGUCCACCGUGGCCUACUGGGACGUUCAGGCCAAUGAGCAUCGCUUCUUGAUUUUGCAAGGCUUGCCGUUCGGGCUUUCUUCCAGCGUACUUUGUUUUAACAGAACGCCAGCUCUCAUUUCAGCCAUGUGCAGACGCAUGACCGCCACCUUGAGGGCCUGCAAUUCCCCUGCAGGGAUCAUUGGACCCUGCCAAAUCUCAGCCGCCUGCUUUUGCACGGACUUUCCUCGGCCUCUCCGUGAAUCUCUCCGCAGCCGGCCCUCUGGGGUCAUCAGCAUGGAUCUCAAGCCGGGCUACCGCGACACAUUGCGAGAUCAGAUCGCUUUGAUCCUGUCCGAGAACCGCCUUUCUGCUGGCAUGGCCGAGUUAGACGAUGCUCUGAAGGACAGCCUUGUGUUCCAUUCUGUCCUCGCCUCCUUCGUGCAGCCGCGCCUGGUGCCCUUGGCUCCUGCCCAGGAUGGUCUAGUCAGAAUCUACAGUGACGCCUCAUACGAGCCUGAUGCGAGAGUGCCAGCACGACUCGGUUUUGUUGUCUUUCCUGCGAACCAUGGUGUUCCGCUGGGAUUCAGUGCAGACAUUACCGAUGAUAUCUUGAACCGUUUCCAGGUUCGCAAAACUCAGAUUGUGCCAUGUGAACCUCUGCUGGGAGUUGUCGUCCCUGACAACUGCGCUGAAGUUCUUAGGGGCCGUGAUGUUGUUUGGUACAUAGAUUCCCAACCAGCUUGCCAACUCCUUAUGAAGGGUUCUAGUUCCGUCCCAGACUUGUGCAUCAUCGCAUCUCUGACGCAGCUGCUCUUGGCCCGCUUGGGGGCCAGGGUGUACCGGGAGUGGAUUGACUCCAGCGCCAACGCGGCUGAUGGCUUUUCCCGCGAGCCAAGGCUGGCAGUUUGCCACGGACGAAGUUUUGCCCUCCCUCCCUCCCAGGCGAAUCGUUUGCGCUUCUUUUGUGCGGAUGGACGUCAGCUGGAGUUCAAAGCUGUGGCAGGGCGGUUGCAGUGCGCCAUAGACGGGUCAUGGAGACGUCCGUUCCGAUACAUGACUUUCAACGAGGACUCAACUGUGGAGCUACCGGAACUUCGACAAGUUGUGCGGCUAUUUCAGAGCGAUGCGAGCCGACUCCGUGCAGAGCUUCAAGAGCUGGCUUGCUUUUCGGGCAUCGGCACCAAGUUUCUGGAGGCGCGAAGUAAUUCACUGGUCCGAGUGUCCUUGGCGGGCUAUGGUCUUCAAUACACAGUGGAUGGAAGUUGGCGCCCACCCUUUCGGCAGCUGGAGUUUCAUGACGACAUGGUCAUGUUCCCGGACAUCUGCCAUUCCGCCCAGCUUCCGAAGUCGUCAACAGCCUGCAUCCGGUCCACUCUGCAGGUGCUGGCUGCUGAGAUGGGUUUCGGCACAUCCUUCGUUGAGGCCAGAGGCAAAGGCUGCGUGUGGAUGACGCUGGCGAGUCACGGCAAGUUGCAGUACACUGUCGACGGAGCUUGCCGCCCUCCUUUCUCGAAGAUGCGGUUUGAGGACUCCUUCGUGCACUUCCCGGAGCUGGGAACGACGGCCAAGCUGCCGCAGGCCAAAGCGGCCGAAUUGAGGGCGCAGCUUCAAGAUCUUGCGGUGGCAGCAUCUGUGGCCGUGCAGUUCAGAGAUUCGAGGGGUGACGUGCGGGUUUUCUGUGCAGAUGAUCGACUCUUGCAGUGCUCAUUGGACGGGGAUGUGCAGCCGACUUUUCAGCAGAUGACCUUCACACAGGAUGGCUCCGUGGAUUUCCCUGAAAUAGGGCAGUCCUUCCAGCUACCUCUUGGUCUCGAAAGCCCGCUGAGGAUGCAGCUCCAGGAGCUCGCUUGCAAGGCCCACCUCGGAGUCAUGUUCCACGGUGCCAGAAGUACCGGUGGAUCCCUUCUGCGCUUUCAUGUGAGCUCUCGGUGCCUACAGUACACCGUGGAUGGCUCGUGGCGUGCCCCGAUCCAGCAGAUGUGCUUUUGUGAAGACGGCCUGGUCUCUUUUCCGGAGUUGCAAAAGACGGUGAGACUGCCAGAGGAAGAUGUCGAAUCUCUCAGGAUCAUGCUCCAAGACCUUGCAAAUCUUGCUGGCCUUGGGACUUGCUUCGUGGAUCCUCAAGGCAGAAGGUCCAUCCGGGUGUCCAUUGCCGGAGAUGGCCUCCUGCAGUACUCGGUGAACGGAUCUUGGAGACCCUGCUUCCACGAGCUCCGUGUCCGGGACGGUUGGUUUGAGAUUCCGGAGUUGGGCAAAAGUGCCAAGCUGCCGGACGACCAAGUGACAGCCUUGGCCCAUCGCCUCCAAGAGCUCCAGCAGAUGGCAUCCCUCAUGUCCCAAAGGAGACCGCAAGGACAGUCGGAGACCGGCCCGGCGCUGGCCGGUUGCUACAUGUACAUCGACGGCCAGCAAACUUCCAGGUCGGCGACCGGGUCACCUUUACGGAAGCACCUCUUGCUGGCUUGCUGUUUGCCUCAGUAA